Messenger RNA from Sorghum bicolor (sorghum), 1055 nucleotides. Its product is annotated as mavicyanin. Gene Ontology annotation, molecular function: electron transfer activity. Gene Ontology annotation, cellular component: plasma membrane. NCBI's taxonomy places the organism in Eukaryota, Viridiplantae, Streptophyta, Magnoliopsida, Poales, Poaceae. Bases 230 to 748 code for a protein of 172 amino acids. The record is from RefSeq and is a predicted model, not a curated record. The transcript has a single exon.
UACAUGUAUCUGCCGCCUACCGCGCUGUCGCAUGGAUCACACAUACAUAUGCUAUAUAUACGUGCCCAAAUCCAACCGAAGGCAUCAGUCCGUCACCCAUUCACCACAAUUUUACAAGCUCUGGUUUUCUAGCUCUGCAGCUGCUGCACACAAGAUAAUUCAGCAAGCUCCAAGAAGCUUGGCAAUAGUCUCCUCCUCUGCUUAGUUAUCUCCCCUUCCAGCAGACGGCAUGGCAACAAGCAAGCUUGCGCUCGUGGCCGUGAUGGCAGCAGCCGUCCUCCUGGGCAUGGCGUCGGCGGCGACCUACAACGUCGGCGAGCCCAGCGGGUCCUGGGACCUGCGCACAAACUACGGCACCUGGGUCUCGUCCAAGAGGUUCCACCCGGGUGACCAGAUCGUGUUCAAGUACUCACCCCAAGCGCACGACGUGGUGGAGGUGAGCAAGGCGGACUACGACUCCUGCUCCAACGCGAAUCCCAUCGCCACCCACAACUCCGGCAACGACGCCAUCGCCCUCGCCUCCCCGGGCACCCGCUACUUCAUCUGCGGAUUCCCUGGCCACUGCACCGGAGGCAUGAAGAUCCAGAUCGACGUCGUGCCCAGCGCCAACUCCCUCGCCCCCGCCGGCGCUCCCUCCGCUAACUCUCCCGUCUCUCCCCCGCCAGCGCCCGCUUCCGCCGCUACGAAGGCCACCGGUUUCGGCGCCCUCGCCGCCGUCAUGAUCGCCGCAGGCCUUAUGGCUUACUAGAUACUCUGUUAAUUGCUUUCUGCGUAUAUUUAGUUUUCCUAUGUUGAACAUUUGUAUUCUUUUGAGUUCGCACGACAUACAUGUAUAUACGUAUACAUAGAUGAGACAGUGCCAGCAUAUAUAAAUAUACUCCUACAUUUAAUUACGAGAAAAAAUCACUGGUGGCUGAAGGUGUCAUCUAGGUCUGAACUUUCAAAGUGAUAUAUGUAGGUUUCUAAAUUUGGUAGAGGGUGUCAUUAAGUCCUUAAACUUUUAAGGUGAUCAGAGGUUCUUAAACUUGGUAAAUAUUAUCAUCCAGGUCCCUAAA